This is a messenger RNA of Capra hircus (goat), 2205 nucleotides long. RefSeq names its product F-box protein 4 (gene FBXO4). The coding region runs from base 764 to 1927 and encodes 387 amino acids. Lineage: Eukaryota; Metazoa; Chordata; Mammalia; Artiodactyla; Bovidae. The record is from RefSeq and is a predicted model, not a curated record. Gene Ontology annotation, molecular function: protein binding. The transcript is spliced from 7 exons. Gene Ontology annotation, cellular component: SCF ubiquitin ligase complex. Gene Ontology annotation, biological process: protein polyubiquitination; SCF-dependent proteasomal ubiquitin-dependent protein catabolic process.
GAGAUAAGACAAUGGUGGGCAGAGGCUGAUUCUGAAAUUUAGAAAUCUCCAUAGUUGAUUGUUUUCACGAAGAGAAUGGGUAGCUGUACGUCCUGGAAACUGCAGGUUGACAGUAAGUUAAACCAGGUUUCACUUUUCAGUUCAGUGGCUCAGCCCUGUCCGACUCUUUGUGACCCAAUGGACUACUGUACACCAGGCUUCCCUGUCCAUCACCAACUCCAGGAGCUUGGUCAAACUCAUGUCCAUCAGUUGGUGAUGCCAUCCAACCAUCUCAUCCUCUGUCUUCUCCUCCUGCCUUCAGUCUUUCCCAGCAUCAGGCAUUAAGCACCAAAUAGUGUAGACGGCCAGCUAUUGCAUAAGUAAGAGUCGCCCAGACCCAGGCAAAGAGGAAAUGAGUUCCAUACAGGACAGCCUUGGGUGAAGUAACGCAGUUAUAGAGGGGCAAAGGGCGAGAGAUCUUAUAUCAAUGGGUGAGGUCAGAGGGCCUGAGGUUGCGGCCUUAAGUGAGGGGCGCAGUGAUUUCUGGUGGGAGCUUCCAGCUCCGCUGCGAACCACGCUCAAUUGGGCCAUCUCUCCUUUCUCUCCCCGGCUCUGGAGGCUUCUUCUGGGGUGGGACCGGGGCAGGAGGGCAGGAGGUUGGGGGAAACGCAGGGAGCGGAGCGGGGAGGGGGAAGGGAAGGGGGAGGAGGAAGGAAAGGGGGAGGAGGCGGGGCGCGGUUGCGUCGCGUCACUCUGCGGCGCGUCCGGACAGGCGUAGGCAGCCAUGGCAGGAAGCGACCCUGGCAGCCGAGGGAGCUCUCCUCAGCCUUCUCACAGCGACUGGGGCCGCCUGGAGGCGGCCUUCCUUAGCGGCUGGAGGAACUUCUGGCAGUCUGUUGGCAAGGAGAGGGCGGCUCCGAGGGCCUCCGCAGAGGAGGCGGACGAGGAGGCCAGUUCUCUGACGCGGCUGCCGAUUGAUGUACAGCUAUAUAUUUUGUCAUUUCUUUCACCUCAUGAUCUAUGUCAGUUGGGAAGUACAAGUCAUUAUUGGAAUGAAACUGUCCGAGAUCCAAUUCUGUGGAGAUAUUUUCUGUUGCGGGAUCUUCCUUCUUGGUCUUCUGUUGACUGGAAGUCUCUCCCAGAUCUAGAAAUCUUAAAAAAGCCUAUAUCUGAGGUUACCAAUGGUGCAUUUUUUGACUACAUGGCAGUCUAUAAAAUGUGCUGUCCACAUACAAGAAGAUCUUCAAAAUCUAGCCGUCCUAUGUAUGGAGCUGUCAGCUCAUUUUUACACUCAUUGAUCAUUCAGAAUGAACCACGAUUUGCCAUGUUUGGACCAGGUUUGGAAGAACUAAAUACAUCUUUGGUGUUGAGUUUGAUGUCUUCGGAGGAACUUUGCCCGACAGCUGGUUUGCCUCAGAGGCAGAUUGAUGGUAUUGGAUCAGGAGUUAGUUUUCAGUUGAACAAUCAACAUAAAUUCAACAUCCUAAUACUAUAUUCAACUACAAGAAAGGAAAGAGAUAGAGCAAGAGAAGAACAUACAAGUGCAGUUAACAAGAUGUUCAAUAUACAGAAUGAAGGGGACGAUCAACAAGGGAGCCGGUACAGUGUAAUUCCACAAAUUCAGAAGGUGUGUGAAGUUGUUGAUGGGUUCAUCUAUGUUGCAAAUGCUGAAGCUCAUAAAAGACAUGAAUGGCAAGAUGAAUUUUCUCGUAUUAUGGCAAUGACUGAUCCAGCUUUUGGAUCUUCCGGGAGACCAAUGUUGGUUUUAUCUUGUAUUUCUCAAGCUAAUGUAAAAAGAAUGCCCUGUUUUUAUUUGGCCCAUGAGCUGCGUCUGAAUCAUCUAAACUACCCAUGGAUGGUCCAGGACACUGAGGCUGAAACUUUAACUGGUUUUUUGAAUGGUAUUCAGUGGAUUCUUGAAGAAGUAGACUCUAAGCAUGCAAGAUGAUCCUCCUCUUCAACCUUGGCAACUGAAAGCAUUUGAAACUUGUUACUAAGGUCGUGGUGUGGAUAUUUGCUCAAGUCAGCUCAUUCUGCCCUGCCUUUUUGCAGGUAGGCUUUAUGUUGGACAGCUGUCACCACUCUAAUUUUUAUAUAACUUUUACUUUUUACCUUAGAUCAAUUACAAGAAAAAAGUUUCAGUGGUAGGAUUUGGCCCCAGAAUGAACCUUUUAAGAUUUUUUAAAAACUUUCAUAUAUAUAUUUUUUAAUAUUAAAUUCUGAAAA